Pogoniulus pusillus (Red-fronted tinkerbird) is the source of this 3923-nucleotide messenger RNA. RefSeq names its product niban apoptosis regulator 2 (gene NIBAN2). The transcript has 14 exons. Bases 151 to 3024 code for a protein of 957 amino acids. The record is from RefSeq and is a predicted model, not a curated record. NCBI's taxonomy places the organism in Eukaryota, Metazoa, Chordata, Aves, Piciformes, Lybiidae.
GGGCUGCCUGACCGCCCAGGGCUCUGCCUUCCUCCUCCUCCUCCUCCUCCUGCUGCUGCUGCUGCUCCUGCUGCUGCUGUUGCUCCUGCCGCCGCCCGCCCCGGCCCGGCCCGGCUCGGCUCGGCUCGGUUCGGCCCGGCUCGGCUCGCCAUGGGAGAUGUGGUCUCCACGCAUCUGGACGAGGGUCGCCGCCAGCACAUCUCGGAGAGGACAGGGAAGGUGCUGGGGGAGUUCUGCCGGUGCUACCGGGAGCAGUACGGCGUCGCCCUCUUCAACAGCGUCCGCUACGAGAUCGAGGGCAACGGCGGGCCGCAGGCACAGCUGCUGCACCGCAAGGUGCCCCUGGAGGACCAUGUCAUCUACUCUGGCAACAUCUUCCAGUACAUCGAGGAGAACAAGAAGUGGAGGAACCGCUUCUGCGUGGUCCCACACAACUACGGCUUGGUCCUCUAUGAGAACAAACUGGCUUACGAGCGGGACCUGCCCCCCCGAGUGCUGGUCAACAGUGCUGGCUACAAGGUCCUCACCUCAGUAGAGCAGUACCUGGAGCUGGUGAACAGCAGCCUGCCUGGUGUGACCCCCAAGUCGGGGCAGUCCCCCAUCCUGAAGUGCCCCACGGACUUCCCCCUCAUCCUCUGGCACCCCUACGCCCGGCACUACUACUGCUGCGUGAUGACCGGCAAGGAGCAGCAGAAGUGGCGUGCGGUGUUCCAGGACUGCGUGCGGCACUGCAACAACGGGAUCUCGGAGGACUCCAAGGUGGAGGCUCCAGCCUUCACGGACGCCAUCCGCAUGUACCGGCAGUCGAAGGAGCAGUUCGGCACCUGGGACAUGCUGUGCGGCAACGAGACCCAGGUGCUGAGCAACCUGGUGAUGGAGGAGCUGCUGCCCGAGCUGCGGAGCGCCAUCGGCCCCCGGCUGAAGGGCAAGGCUCAGGAGCGCCAGCGGACCUGGAUCCAGAUCUCAGAUGCUGUCUACAGGAUGGUCUAUGAGCAGACCAAGGCCCAGUACGAUGCAGUGACAGCCAAGUGCGAACAGGAGCGGCCCCAGAUGGAGAGCAUCAUCCGCACAGACAUGGACCAGAUCAUCACUUCCAAGGAGCACCUGGCCAGCAAGAUCCGAGCAUUCGUGCUCCCCAAAGCAGAGGUGUGUGUCCGUAACCACGUCCAGCCCUACAUCUCCUCCAUCCUGGAGGCCCUGAUGGCCCCCACGAGCCAGGGCUUUGCUGAGGUGAGGGAGGUCUUCUUCAAGGAAGUCACAGACAUGAACAUGAACAUCGUCAACGAAGGUGGCCUGGAGAAGCUGGUGGAGUACAUGGAGAAGCUGUCCCACCUGGCCUUCCACCCUGUCAAGAUGCAGUCGUGCUAUGAGAAGAUGGAGCAGCUGAAACUGGAGGGCCUGCAGCAGCGCUUCGACGUCUCCAGCACGUCUGUCUUCAAGCAGAGGGCACAGAUCCACAUGAGACAGCAAAUGGAUGAUGCUGUGCACACCUUUGAGACGCUGCUGCACCAGGAGCUGGGCAAGCUGCAGGGCAAGGAUGAGUUGUGCAAGUCCAUCCAGCGCAUCCUGGAGAGGGUGCUCAAGAAGUUCGACUACGACAGCAGCACCGUGCGGAAGAAGUUCUUCAGGGAGGCUCUGCUGCAGAUCACCAUCCCCUUCCUGCUGAAGAAGCUGGCACCAACCUGCAAGGGGGAACUGGCCAAGUUUCAGGAGCUGAUCUUUGAGGACUUUGCCAACUUCAUCCUGGUGGAGAACACCUACGAGGAGGUCGUGCUCCAGUCAGUGAUGAAAGACAUCAUGCAAGCUGUGAAGGAGGCUGCGGUGCAGCGCAAGCACAACCUGUACCGGGACAGCAUGGUGCUGCACAACAGCGAUCCCAACCUGCACCUGCUGGGCGAGGGCAUCCCCAUCGACUGGGCCGAGGAGUACAGCGGGCAGCAGGAGCCCGAGCCGGGCACCGACAGGCGCCGCAGGGCCAAGCAGGUGGUGUCUGUCAUCCAGACCGACGAGGGGGUGCUGCCCUACGAGGUGGGCGCCCAGGGGCUGCUGCAGCCCAGCUCCCCGCAGCCAGACGCUGAGGCACCUCCGAGCUGCCCAGAUGGGGUGGAGAAGAUCCGGGAGGCACUGGCAGAGGAGAGCCUUGGGGGUGGCGCUGAAGGAGAGGAGCGGCUGCCGAACGGGACCGACGGCAGGCGGGACAGCGGCGCCAGCCCGGAGCCGGCGGCGGCAGCAGGAUGCGGCCCCGGCGAUGUCCAGCUCCAAGGUGCAGCCAGCGAGGGGCACAGGGUGCACCCCAGCGCACUGGCAUCGCCUGCAGCUGAUGCCCCACCAGCAGCUGAGGUGCAGCAAGCCUCACCAGCAUCACCCGAGGCUCAUGUCCCAUCAGAGGCCAGCGUGCAGCACACCACACCAUCACCCAAGCCCAGAGCUGAUGUCCCAUCAGAGGCCAGUGCCCAACAUGCUGCACCAUCACCCAAGCCCAGAGCUGAUGUCCCAUCAGAGGCCAGUGCCCAACACACUGCACCAUCACCCAAGCCCAGAGCUGAUGUCCCAUCAGAGGCCAGUGCCCAACAUGCUGCACCAUCACCCAAGCCCAGAGCUGAUGUCCCAUCAGAGGCCAGUGCCCAACAUGCUGCACCAUCACCCAAGCCCAGAGCUGAUGUCCCAUCAGAGGCCAGUGCCCAACAUGCACCCUCACCCAAGCCCAGAGCUGAUGCCCCCUCAGAGGCCAGCAUGCAGCACACCACACCAUCACCCAAGCCCAGAGCUGAUGCCCCUUCCGAGGCCAGUGCCCAACAUGCACCCUCACCCAAGCCCAGAGCUGAUGUCCCAUCAGAGCCCAAGGUGCCCCACGCCACACCAGCAUCACCCACCCCUGGAGCUGAGCCCCUGCCAGCAGCCCCUGGCACAGCCUGCCACCAGCCCAGUGACAAGGAGACUGGCGAGGAGGUGGCCUCCCUGUGCAGCCCUGUGCAGCCCAUGGGCACGACAGAGAGCGGCGAGGGGGUGCAGACUGAGUUCUAGCCCCUGGCACCCCCCUGCUGCGGACUGGUGCCGGUGAUGCCGGGAGCUGGGGUGAGGGGAGCAGGACCUGCUGCGGGUGGAGAGUGGCCUGUGGGGAGAGGGAGGGGAUGGGAAACACCAAGACCUUAUUGCCUACUUCGGGGGGGGGGGCCCUGCUGCUGCACGAAGCUGGCCACAGCCAAAUGGUCCUGCUGGGUUGGACUGGGGGAGGCCCCCGGCCUGGCAUGGGGCACCCCCUGCACUCUGCUCUGUUCUUCUGCCUUAAUUUCUUCUUUCCUACUGAGCAGCUGCUUUAUCUGCCCCCCAGCACCAGUGCUGGGGGCUCCUGGGGGGGCUGGCACUGCCCCCAGUGUGAAUAGGUGCGUGGGGUACUCACAGCAUCACCCCUCCCUGCCCCAACCCCACUCAGGGGGCAUCCUGGGAGCCUGCCCAUCACCGUCCCACCCAGAUGGCCCCAGGAGUGCCAGUGGGAGCAGAGGGAUGAUGGAAAAGGUGCCGGUGGCCAAGGGCAUGGCAGGGACACAGCAAUGCUUGGAGGCCUGAAUUGCUGCUGGCAGGGAGAGAGCUGGGGGCAGUCAGAGUGCAUGGCAGGGAGGUGUGGGCUGGUGACACUCAAGAGUGGGCUAACUGUACCCAGACCAGGCUCAGGGCACCAGGUUGGGUUACAACACCCAGACUGGGCUCGUGGCACCAGGUUGGGUUACAGCACCCAGCCCAGGCUCGUGGCACUAGGUUGGGUUACAGCACCCAGACUGGGCUCCCAGCACUGGACUGGGCUUAUGGCACACAAAGUGGGCUCAGAACACCCAGGCUGGGCUCACAACACCCAGCACCCCCAGCCACCCUGCCCAUGGAGUCUUCUGGAAGCUGCUCAGAAUGAGGAGGUGGAAGGUGGCACU